CAGCAGCGGCAGCAUUGAAGAGGCACGACCAAACUAGUCCCCUGUAUCUUUCAGAUAACAGGAGCGCUGCCGGGACAACACUGCCGUGAUUUGAACUUCGAAUCUGCUGACUUCGGAGCUACGAGCCUGCCUACUCCAGACAAGGCUCGGUCGACCGUGACGUCGCCACUGCUAACAUCAAGCGCUUCCGUCGACCAAGCUGAAGCUACAAAAGGCGCCUCAGCAGAGCCUUUCCUUCACAUUGGCAGCAGCGGCAGCAUUGAAGAGGCACGACCAAACUAGUCCCCUGUAUCUUUCAGAUAACAGGAGCGCUGCCGGGACAACACUGCCGCGAUUUGAACUUCGAAUCUGCUGACUUCGGAGCUACGAGCCUGCCUACUCCAGACAAGGCUCGGUCGACCGUGACGUCGCCACUGCUAACAUCAAGCGCUUCCGUCGACCAAGCUGAAGCUACAAAAGGCGCCUCAGCAGAGCCUUUCCUUCACAUUGGCAGCAGCGGCAGCAUUGAAGAGGCACGACCAAACUAGUCCCCUGUAUCUUUCAGAUAACAGGAGCGCUGCCGGGACAACACUGCCGUGAUUUGAACUUCGAAUCUGCUGACUUCGGAGCUACGAGCCUGCCUACUCCAGACAAGGCUCGGUCGACCGUGACGUCGCCACUGCUAACAUCAAGCGCUUCCGUCGACCAAGCUGAAGCUACAAAAGGCGCCUCAGCAGAGCCUUUCCUUCACAUUGGCAGCAGCGGCAGCAUUGAAGAGGCACGACCAAACUAGUCCCCUGUAUCUUUCAGGUUGGUGUUCUUUUAUUCCCUAGUACCACGUUUUAUGCCGCUGCUGCUGCUGCUGCUGCCAAGGUGUAGCCAUGAGUUCCAAUGGUCAGUGUAAAACUUGUGAAAAACAAUUCGUAUCGUCCGAUGCGAAAAUUGCAUGCAGCGACUGUGAUGGUAACUACCACACGGGAAAAUGUUCUGGAAUUUCUGACAAAACAAUCAAAACGAAGGGCGAAGCGUAUCGUUUAGCUUGGCGCUGCCCAGCCUGUCGUCGUUUAAAAUCCUGUGCACAAGCUCGGGAUCCUACACUGAGUGACGACUUGGAAACGCAUGAUGUGCGACAAAUGCUAAGGGUGAUCAAUGAGAAACUUGACCAGCUCUUACCGCUCAGAGAAGUAGUUGAGGGCAUUGAAGAUUCAAUGCAAUUUUGGAGCGAGCAGUACGAUGAACUGCGGGAACGAACAGAACAAAAUGAAAAGGACAUCAAAGACCUAAAACGCAGAAUGGAAAAGCUUGAGGCGCAGGACGUUGAAGUAAAUCAGAUGCAAUGCGAAAUCGAUAACCUUGAAUGGAGAAGCCGGCGCCUUAACCUCGAGUUUCACGGAAUACAGGUAACCGAAAAGGAAAAUUUGCUGAGCAAACUAAACGUACUUGCCACACAGCUCGAACUGCCGCAGCUUUCUGAUAUGGACGUGGUGUCCAUUCACCGUCUGCCUUCAAGGAAAGAUAAAACGCCGGGCGUAAUCUGCCGCUUUGCAAGACAGGCUGAUAGAGAUAGAUGGUGGGAAAGCAGAAAGAAGUUACGUGAUUUGAAUGACACUCUGUUUCUACUUGAAAACUUGACAAGACGAUCCCGUUCUCUACUUUUCGAAACGAAAGCCUGGGCCAAAAGGAACAAUUAUAAAUACGCGUGGCACAGCAAUGGCCGAGUGCUUGUGCGCAAGUCUGACGGAAGCCGCGCGGUGGUAAUCUCUAAUAUUGCCGACCUAGAUAAGCUUCGAUAAAAAAUGAGCAAUCGACUAUCUAUGGCAAGUACAGCCUGUGAAUCAUACUUACUUCCGAAUUCUUUUGAAAGGCAUCUAGGAAAACCGUUCUUGCGGUCGUUUAAAUGUUUUCACUCGAAUAUACGCUCAAUUAAAAAUAAAGAGUCCGAUCUUUGUCUAUUAUUUGAUAAUUUUGGGUUGCAAUUUGAUGCAAUAUUGCUAACCGAGACAUGGUCAACUGACGAAACAAAUGUAUUUCGUCUCCCAUCGUAUAAUACCUUUUAUUUAAAUCGCCCUAGUAGCCGCGGCGGUGGAGUGUGCAUUUUAGUCAAAAAAGAAUAUAACUGUGAAAUAUUGUCAGACUUUACUGUAAAUACGAGUGAUUGUGAACUUUUGUCAAUUCAAAUACAAAACACGGUAAUUGCCGUUUGUUACCGCCCUCCCAGUGGUACCAUAGAUACAUUCUUAGAUUGCUUAGAAUCAAUUUUUGACUUUAUUACACAAAAUCGUUUCAAUUUCAUCUGCGGCGGGGAUAUGAAUAUUAAUAUGCUAAAAAGUGAUUCAACGAGGUCUAAACUAGAUAUUUUACUAAUGACGCAUAAUUUGCGGAAUUUCAUUAUGCUACCCACAAGAGUGACUGAGCACUCUUCGUCUCUAAUUGAUCUGUUUUUAACAAAUAUAAGCUCGAGCCAAGUAAAAGCAGGGGUGUUUGCCUGUGACCUAAGUGAUCAUCUACCAAUAUUUAUCUGUACGAAGGGGCAUGUAAAAAAUAAAAUAUUGCAGUCGGCAUACCCAGUACAAAAAAUAACAGAAAAAAACCUGACCAUCUUUUGUGAUAAAAUUGCACAAACAGCUUGGGAAAUAGUACUGAACAGUAAUGACGCAAAUGAUGCCUAUGAUGAAUUUCUCAGAAUUUUAAAACCGAUAUAUGCAGAAAGUUUUCCUUAUGUACGUAUUAGGAAAAGCAGAAAGAUUCGUAAGCCAUGGGUUAACUCCGAGCUUCUCGCAAGUAUUGAUGAAAAAAACAAGCUCUACAGUCAAUUUAUUAAAACUAAAGACCAAGAAAUAUUACGUAAGUUUAAAACUUGUCGCAAUCGCCUAGAUAAAGAACUGAAAAAGGCAAGACGCGAUUACUUCGCAAAUCAAUUCAUUUCCGCGGCAGGGUGCUCAGAACUAAUGUGGAAAAGAUUAAAUGCCGUCUUAAAGCACAAUGUUUCCCCCGACAAAGUCAACAAGAUAAUCACAGAUGAUGGUGAGUUAUUUGGAAAAGCACUUGCAGAUGCUUUUAACAAAUAUUUCGUGAAUAUUGUCAAUAAAACCGUAACGAACUGUAACCUCGUGAACAUUCCGCCCAACCCGAAUUCUAUUUUUCUUAACCCUGUAAAUGAACAAGAAGUUAUUACUACAAUUAUAAAUUUAAGCAACAGCAAGGCUAAAGACGCUGAUGGAUUUCAGAUAAAACCAAUUAAGCACGCUGUUGAACUUCUUGCCCCUUACAUAACUCAUAUAUUUAACCUUUGCCUUAGUCAAGCUGUUUUUCCUCGGAGAAUGCAAGUUGCCCAUAUAAAUGUGUUGUAUAAGAAAGGCGAUAAAAAUGACAUGGGAAACUACCGUCCUGUGUCGAUACUUCCAAUUUUUUCAAAAGCGUUAGAAAGAAUAAUUUUAAACCGUUUUAUCGACUUUGAGCAGAAGCAUAACCUUUUAAAUGAAUCUCAAUUUGGUUUCCGUAAAGGACUCGGUACAGAGUCCGCACUGCUCGCGCAGAAAGAACUAAUCUUGACCGCACUCGAGGAAGGAAAAUUGGUUCUUGGGAUCUUUGUAGAUUUAACUAAAGCAUUUGAUCAUGUAAAUCAUACAUUGCUUGUUCAAAAACUUCAACGUUAUGGUUUCAGAGGGAAGGCUGCAUCCUUAAUCACCUCUUAUCUACUUCAUCGUUUACAAACAGUCCGUAUAGACGAUCAUUUCUCCGAUCCACUUCCUGUUUCUUGCGGUGUACCACAGGGGAGUAUUCUGGGUCCUUUUCUUUUUAAUAUGUAUGUAAAUGACAUCGUCUCUGUUGGAUCAGAUGUUAAUAUGAUUAUUUACGCUGAUGAUACCAGCAUAUUUAUAACCGGAAAUGUAUAUAAUGAGAUAGUCGAUAAAGCGAAUUCGACGUUACAAAAACUAGACGAAUGGACGUGCCAAAAUAGCUUAAAGAUAAAUAUAAACAAAACUAAAGCCGUAUUAUUUCGUAGUAAAAAUAAAAGUGUCAUGUUAAAUCGACCAAUAAUGCUACAUUCGACACCCAUUGCAGUUGUUUCUAGUUUUAAAGCACUAGGGGUUGUUUUUCAAGAAACUUUGUCGUGGGAUACACAUAUUGAUUCCGUAGUUGCUAAGCUGUCCCAAAUAGUCGGACUUGUUUAUCGUAAUCGGCACAUUCUGCCACGAAAUAUUAUGAUUUUAAUUUAUAAUAGUUUGUUUUCAUCUAGGCUUAACUACUGCCACUUAGUCUGGGCAUCCACAACUCAAGCAAAUCUACAUAAAACACAUGUCUUACAAAAACGGUUCCUAAGAGUUGUUGAAAAUAUUCCGUCUUACUUUCACACGCAUGAGUUGUUCGUAAAAUAUAAUGUAUUGCCGAUUCAUAAAAUGUACGAUUAUCGGCUCUCUAAAACUUUUAAACAAGAGGUAAAAACUAAAACAUCGUUUUUAAAAGGACUAGCUAACUUACAAAGCAAUACUACCGCCUAUACAACGCGCCAUGGUGAGCCUUGGAAUGUUAGCACUUACAGAACAAUCUACGGGCAAGAUACGUUGAAAAACAAACUGCCAAGGUUACUAAAUAGAUUAGCUGCCGAAAAUGUCGAGCUUUUAGAUAUUACGUUUAAAGCAUUGCGUCGUUAUUUCAGCCCUGAGUCGACUUUCCUUAUGUAAAAAAUGCUGUGUAAUAUUAUUAAACGUGAAACUAGUUGUGCAUGUAAAUAAUAUUUUUUUUUCU
Messenger RNA from Ixodes scapularis (black-legged tick), 4728 nucleotides. RefSeq lists its product as uncharacterized. Bases 861 to 1772 code for a protein of 303 amino acids. The transcript has a single exon. The record is from RefSeq and is a predicted model, not a curated record. NCBI's taxonomy places the organism in Eukaryota, Metazoa, Arthropoda, Arachnida, Ixodida, Ixodidae.